GCCGGGCUCCGGGCAGUGCGGUCCCGGCUGCUCAGCAGCUCUAGGCCCGGCCCCAGUGCGGCCUUGGUCCCGCAGUGAGGCAGCCCCAUCCGAGGCCUUGGGAGCUGAGCGAUGCGCAGUUUUCUAGGAGAUUUUUAUUUUGUCUUCAAUCCCUCAAGGGCAAGAGAGGCUCGGGCCUUAGCCCUGCCAGCGACUCCACGGAGCUCCCGUCCUGCAGGACUGAGUGCAUUUUUGGAUGGAACUGUGUCACUGCAUUAACCAGGGCAAAUGUGCCAGACGCCUGUCCGAAAGACACGAGAGAUGUCCAGAUAGAUCUACAAGCAGGCAGAUGCAGACACAGCCAGCCGGAGAAAGGCAAUUGUUGGAAACACAGGGGAGAGCAAGCAACGUUUGACCAGACCUGCACACCAACAAAAUAUUCAGUGGAAUUCAUCUUGCUAUAACUGGUGGCUGUGAGGUACUGAGCAUUUCUGCUUGUGAUGGCAGAGGAUCAGGAGCUGACUCAGCCAUGCAAGACUCCCUUGGAGCCCUCCCUCCAGCAGUGCACCAGCAACACUUACCGCAGUGCAGAGCACUCCCAGUCCUUACUCAGUGGCCUGGUAGCUCUCCGAGAUAGUGGCAUCCUAUUUGAUGUAGUCCUGGUAGUGGAAGGGAAACCUAUCGAAGCUCAUCGGAUACUCCUAGCUGCAUCAUGUGACUAUUUCAGAGGAAUGUUUGCUGGUGGUCUAAGAGAGAUGGAACAGGAAGAGAUUCGUAUUCAUGGAAUCUCCUUCAAUGCUAUGUGUAAAAUCCUAAACUUCAUAUACACCUCUGAACUGGAACUCAGCCUGAACAACGUGCAAGAAACGCUAACUGCCGCCUGCCAACUUCAGAUUCCAGAAGUCAUUAAGUUCUGUUGUGAUUUUCUCAUGUCCUGGGUGGAUGAAGAGAACAUCCUGGAUGUAUACAAAUUAGCUGACCUCUUUGACUUGAAUCAGUUGAGUGAGCAGCUGGACUCCUACAUUCUCAAGAACUUUGUAGCUUUCUCAAAGACAGAGAUAUACCGCCAGCUGCCCCUGGAGAAGGUCUACUCCCUACUGAGCAGCAACCUCUUGGAGGUCAACUGUGAGAAUGAGGUUUAUGAAGGGGCGCUUCUGUACCAUUAUACCCUAGAACAGGUAGAGACAGAUCAGGUCUCACUGAUGGAGCCUCCUAAGCUACUGGAAACAGUCCGCUUCCCCCUGAUGGAGCUCCAGAUCCUGCAAAGGCUCCAUGACAAAUUAAGCCCAUGUCCAUUAAGAGAGACUGUAGCCGAUGCACUAAUGUACCACAAGAAUGAAUGUCUUCAGCCCAUGCUUCAAAGCUCACAGACGCAGGUGAGGUCAGAGUUCCACUGUGUAGUGGGCUUUGGAGGGAUGCACUCUACUCCAUCCACAGCCCUCAGUGACCAAGCCAAGUACUUGAACCCCCUAUUGGGAGAGUGGAGGCACUUUACUGCUGCAUUAGCCCCCAGAAUGUCCAACCAAGGAAUCGCUGUUUUCAACAACUUUGUAUACUUGAUUGGGGGAGAUAACAACGUACGAGGUUUUCGAGCAGAGUCCAGGUGUUGGAGGUAUGACCCACGACACAACAAAUGGUUCCAGAUCCAGUCCCUGCAGCAAGAGCAUGCUGACCUCUGUGUCUGUGUUGUGGACAAAUAUAUAUAUGCUGUCGCAGGGCGAGACUAUCAUGAAGACCUAAGGGAGGUAGAGAGGUAUGAUCCAAAAACCAACACGUGGGAAUACAUGGCACCGCUGAGGAAGGAGGUGUAUGCACAUGCUGGAGCAGCACUGGAUGGAAAGAUGUAUAUUACAUGUGGGAGGAGAGGAGAUGAUUAUUUGAAGGAACUACACUGUUAUGAUCCAGGGACUGAUCACUGGGACAGCUUAGCUGAUGGUCCAGUCAGACGUGCCUGGCAUGGGAUGGCUGCACUCCUGGGAAAGCUGUACGUGAUUGGAGGUAGCAACAAUGACUCUGGCUAUAGGAGAGAUGUUCACCAGGUUGCCUGCUAUAACACAAGUACUGAUCAAUGGACAAAUGUAUGCCCUGUACUUGCAGGGCAUGGAGAGCCAGGUAUUGCUGUCUUAGCCAAUAGAAUCUAUGUCUUGGGGGGCAGAUCCCACAAUCGAGGGAUCCGGAUGAACUAUGUCCAUAUUUAUGAAGCUGAGAGAGACUGCUGGGAGGAAGGUCCCCAGUUGGAGGAUGAUAUUUCUGGGAUGGCUGCCUGUGUUCUCACUCUGCCUAGGGCUAUUCUAAUGGACACAGAGAGGUGGACUCCAGAAUGGAACCCAGACCGACUACAGCCUCUCCCAGACUUUGCCUCUGAGGUUAUGAGUGUGUCAGACUGGGAGGAAUUUGACAAUUCAAGUGAAGAUUAAGGACCUGAGGAUUUUUUUUUCAGGGAGGGAAGGAAAUUAAGGCUUGGGGAAAUUGUUUAGAAACUUUUUAAUGUCUUUAGUAUAACAUACACUGAAUCAAUAUUUAAACAUUUGGAAACUUAAAUGUUCUGUACAAAAGGCCUUCUGCGUUCUCUCUAUUUGCCACAAAGCAGCAGUGUGAAAGCAACCAAAAAACUUUCUUUUUUUCAAUUAAAAGGCAGUUUUGUCCUUUGAAGGGGCCUCUUCUUAACCCACAGCAUGGACAAAAGAAGCACAAAAGAUCUAGCUUGGCUAGCUCCUUUGCUUCAGACUUUCAGCAUGAAAUCACUUCCUUGUUCCUCUGUAAUGAUCCUGCCAGCAUAAAACCUAAUGGCCAGGAAGAUACAACCUAGUGUCUGCCCCCUGUGUCAGUUGUCAGUUCGCUGUAUAGGUCACGCAGUGAGAGUGAGUGAGUGCUGUAGCAGCGACAGCAGCAAGAACAUUGGUUCGAACCCUCCUGUCAUCUGGGCAUGCAGCCAUCCUCAUAACAGCUUAGAAACUGUGAUCUGACUCCCGCUCCUGAAUUACUAUACUGCAGGCUUUGUCAACAAGGUGGGAGACUUCUAGAAAAAUGAUCUUUGUACUGGUUAUGGUAAUCUCUUUAAUCAGAUGAACUUUUACAGAUACCAUUUGUUCACAAAUGAAAUAAUAAAUCCUUGUGGGAACUUAUUAU
This is a messenger RNA of Mauremys reevesii (Reeves's turtle), 3108 nucleotides long. RefSeq names its product kelch like family member 22 (gene KLHL22). Gene Ontology annotation, molecular function: protein binding. Gene Ontology annotation, biological process: cell division; positive regulation of TORC1 signaling; protein monoubiquitination. NCBI's taxonomy places the organism in Eukaryota, Metazoa, Chordata, Testudines, Geoemydidae. The record is from RefSeq and is a predicted model, not a curated record. The transcript has 9 exons. Gene Ontology annotation, cellular component: polar microtubule; cytosol; Cul3-RING ubiquitin ligase complex. The coding region runs from base 480 to 2396 and encodes 638 amino acids.